Molecule: messenger RNA, 1260 nt
Organism: Ornithodoros turicata
Lineage: Eukaryota; Metazoa; Arthropoda; Arachnida; Ixodida; Argasidae
Exons: 1
Coding region: 1-1260 (419 amino acids)
Biological process (GO): DNA integration
Molecular function (GO): nucleic acid binding
Source: RefSeq, a predicted model, not a curated record
AUGCUCCACGCCAACCACCCGGGUAUCGCAGCCAUGAAAAGUACAGCAAGAAGCCAUUUCUGGUGGCCCAAGCUGGAUCAUGAUAUUGAGAUCACGGUGAAGAGCUGUCCGAUGUGUCAGACUUGGGCUCGCGCUUCUUCACCACUCGUGGACAUAGAGUUCGAGCGUCCCCACACGCCAUGGCACACGCUACACAUGGACUUCGCGGGACCCAUCGACGGUUGGUCGUACCUUAUCGUCAUAGACUCAUUUUCCAAAUGGCUCGAAGUCAAGCGCAUGCGAAGCACAACGUCAGCACGCAUAAUAGAACAGUUACGCAACAUUUUUGCGACGUUGGGCAUCCCUAGGGUAAUCGUCACAGACAAUGCGCCCAAUUUUGUUUCGGCGGCGAUGGCGAAUUUCUACACAAGGAAUGGAAUCAAGCAACGAACAAGCGCUCCGUUCUACCCAUCCACGAACGGACAAGCAGAAAGGAUGGUCGGAGAAACCAAACGUGCUCUCACGAAAUUAACUGACGGCAGCAUCGAGUGUCGGUUAGCACGUUUCUUGUUCAAACAACACACCACAGUGUCUACAAGUACAGGGAAGACCCCGGCGGAGCUCCUCUUCGGGCGGCGCUUGACUACGCCCCUGGAUUGGAUGCACCCAGAAAAUGACUCGUCCAGUCACGAGAUUCCCCAAGUUCUUCCACGGUCCCACGACUUUGAACCUGACCGGUUAGUCUUCAUUCGCAACUUCGCGGGAGAGCAGCCGUGGAUACCGGCCGUUAUAAUCAAAAAGAUCGGUCGUUGUUCAUUUUCUGCGAAAACUGCAGACGGCAGAGUUCACCGUCGGCACGUGGACCACAUCAAGCCACGUUUGCUGAAGAGCGACCAUGUAGCGACAUGGGAAACAGCCAAAGCAAGCUUACUCAACUUUCCCCUCGACAUGCAGCAUACUCCGCAAGUGACUCAGUCGCACGGCCAUUCAACUCAGGAAGGUCAGUCAGCUGAGAGUAAUGAAAGUCUCCGGCCCCAGAGUCAGACCCCAGGUGACUUGCCCCCUCAACAGGAAUCUUCAAGCAAGGAUCACCAGCCUCCAGAACCAGCUGGCCUCUCUGAGCAGGCAGAGCACAAUAGCGAGGAAGUGAACCAGCCGGCAAACUUUUCAUCGCAAGAGCAGACAAGAAACGACUCUACAGCACAAAGUGCUCAGAAGAGAGGACGUUUUGGCAGGGAAGUUAAGACGCCUAAGCGCUACAAAGACUUUCACUUAAAUUAG